Messenger RNA from Lacerta agilis (Sand lizard), 2079 nucleotides. RefSeq names its product dynein heavy chain 9, axonemal-like. The record is from RefSeq and is a predicted model, not a curated record. NCBI's taxonomy places the organism in Eukaryota, Metazoa, Chordata, Lepidosauria, Squamata, Lacertidae. The transcript is spliced from 12 exons. Bases 1 to 1971 code for a protein of 656 amino acids.
AUGGGUGGCGAGGAGCCCGAGCCAGACUUCGAGAGCGCCCCCGAGACAGACCCCCGGGCUCGGCUGCUGGGGGCGCGCGUGGCGAGCAGCCUGCGCGUGGAGCCCGAGCGCUGGGAGCGUUGCGCGGGGAGCCCCGAAGCGCGGCCGCUCCUGCGCGCUUUCCUCGACGGCGACCCAGCCAAGCGGCUGCUGCUCGUCACGCCGGGCGCAGGGGGCCAGUUGGCGCUGGCCGACCGGCUGGCUCUGGCGCCCGGCACCGGUCGCUCUGGCAAGGGGGUCUUCCUGCUGCGCCUCACCCCCGGGCCGCUGCGCUCCCCGCCGGCUCCCGGGCACCUGCUCUAUGGGGACCUGUGCUCCGCGCCCCUAGAGCACCUCGCGGCCCUCGUGGAGGAGGUAGUGGUGCCACUCUUGGGGAACCAGAAAAACCAUCCCAGCUGGCCCCAUGUGGUGUCACAGGAUAUCGUCCACCACAUCUGCAACCUGAAAAGUAGUGUUUUUGUAGUUGUUGGACAAAUUAAAGGCAAGACUUUGCUGCCUCUCCCUACUGACCCUGAAAGAGACGCAUAUAUAGAUUCUGACAAUGAGAAAAACACUGAACUCGUGGAUAAAUCUAUUGUCCAUGCAAUUGAAUCAGCUGUUAUUGAAUGGACCCACCAGAUCCAGGGAGUUCUAAAGAGAGAGUCUUCAGAACCACUUUUGCAAGGUCAAGAUCCCAGUCCAAAGGUGGAGCUGGAUUUUUGGAAAAGCAGAUUUGAAGAUCUGCAGUGCAUUUACAGCCAGCUGAAAGCCAGAAGGGUUUUGACCAUGAUGGAGCUUCUUGACAGAGUGCAGAGCACCUACUUUCCAGCAUUCAGGUCAAUUUUCAGAGAUGUAGAAGCAGCUUUGGUUGAGGCCCAUGAUAUAAAUGUGCACCUAAAGCCCCUAGAGCACCCUCUGGAGGAAAUAGAAAAUGUGGAAUUCAACGAGUUGAAGCCGUUACUAAACCGAGUGCUUCAUGUGGUGUGCUUAAUCUGGGCCACGUCCAAAUAUUACAGCACACCUGCAAGGAUAAUUGUGCUGCUUCAGGAAAUCUGCAGUCUCCUCAUUCAGCAGGCCAGGACUUACCUCAAUGGAGAAGAUCUGCUUAAAGCAGAAACUGAAGAAAGUCUGGGCAAAGUGCAGACAACUUUUGAUAUUUUCAACUAUUUCAAGCAGACCUUUGAGGAAAGAAGAGACAAUCUCAGCACUUACUUUCAGCCAGGCCUAGAGGCAAAGGAGUGGGAUUUCCCUUCUGUAAUGGUUUUUGCACGAUUGGAUAAUUUUCUAGAGAGGCUCCACGUGGUAAAUGACCUUCUGGUGACUGCGUUGGACAUAGAGAAAUUGGAGAAGCUCGAAUUCAGUGGCAUAAAAGGGAAAUCUCUGAGCCAGCAAGUCCUGAGCAUGUAUGAAGAGUUCCAAGAGGUUUAUAAAGUGUUUUCAGAUCGUACAUAUGACUGCUUGGAUGUGGCCAACAUGGAAUUUGAAGAUGAUGUGUAUGACUUCAAGGAGAAAGUGGAAGAUAUGGAUCGAAGGCUAGGGACUGCUUUUGCCCAGGCUUUUGAUGAUGCAGCUAGCAUAGAGCACGCAUUCAAGCUGAUAGACAUAUUUGGGAGUCUAUUGGAACGGCCAUUGAUAGCAGCAGAUGCCUAUGCUAAAUAUCAUCUUCUCAUCACAAUGUUCGACAGAGACCUGGACGAUGCUAAACUGAUCUACCUGAAACAUAUUCAGGAGGAGUUGGAACUAGGUUGUCCUACAGUGCACAGGAAUAUGCCAUUGGUUGCUGGAGGAAUUCGUUGGGCUCAAGAAUUAAAAGACAGGAUCCAGAUCCCAUUUAGUAAUUUCAGGCAUGCCACCCACCUUUGCCUAGACUCUGCUGAAGGCAAAAGAAUGGUGCAGAAGUAUGAAGAUCUGAUGGAGAUGCUAGAAAACUGGUGUCAGUUUUGCGAGAAGUGAGUUACCUUGGGCCAAGCCAGACUGGGAAGAUACCAGAGGCAGCAGCUGAAAUCUUUUCUUCCAAGGAGUCCUUCCGGAAGCUGGUAGCCAACCUAGACUUGAUGGUCA